GGCAGCCGCCGUGAGGCGCUGUAUUCGCGACUGCAUUCAAACAUAACACAUUGUUUAUUUACAAUAAAAUCAUUUUAAUCACAGUGAACAGGACAAAACAACGCCACGCACUCACGAACCAUACCGCAUGGCUGACGAGGCGGCGGCGGACUGCUUGUUCGAGCGGCUCCGCUUGCACCAACAACGCGCGCCGGACUCCACGGAGGUGGCGAGGGCUCUCACGGCCAGGAUCAACUCCAGGCUCACCUCCCAUGACAAACAUAUCAGGCAAAGUACUCUUGAAAAACUUUGGAACAAACAGACAGGGGCUAUUCAAAUGCUACUCUCCAUUCUGGAGAAUUCAAGAGACACCGCAACUUCCACCUAUAUUACAUCUAUUCUAAGAGAAGCAUUAUGUUUAAAACAAGGCAAAGGGAAAAAAUGCUCAGUCAUCAAUGAGACAUCAGGUCAAAAGAAGAGAGAAAUUAAAAAGACAGGAAAGGAAAAUAAACCACCACUUAAUAAGAAGGCGAACAACAUCGCGAGGCACCAAUGUGCUCAGCAUUUCAUUUCGUUAAAUGGGACUCAGGUGAUGAUUCGUACGAUCCUUGCCACGCAUGGGAAGCGAGACGGGAACGUGGGCACAGAGCUGAUGCUGCAGGACCUUGUCUGGAUAAUCGCAGCGUUGUCGCCGAAAGAUGGAAAAUUUGCGAUGAAAGUACGAAUGUUGGGUUGCGUAAGAACGAUGCACCUGAUAUUAAAGGGUCACUUCACAGAUAACAAGCUUAUUUUCCCGCUCUUGGUUAUUAUGAAGCAACUUGCCAAAAAUCCUGUAACAACAUCUAUUUUAAUUCGUGACGGCGUCAUCGCGACGUACGAGCGGGUGUUAGUGAGCCUCGGGUUUAUACCCACCGCCAGACUGCGCCUGUGUCUAGACGCUAUCGAUUACUUCAGUAAAAACAAGGUAUGCUGCAUGCAGAUCGUGAAGACAGGGCUCUGUAGCGUGCUGCUGCGGGUGUUCGACCGCUGGGACCGAUAUGAGGGACGCAUGCGACUCAAGAUCUGUGCACACAUAUUGCAGACACUACAGCACUUGUGUAACAUAAAAGCCGGCCGCAGAGCUUUAUGUACCAAGAAACACGUACAGACUCUGCACAGGUUCUGCUCUCAGUGUCCAGACGAGCCAGAGUUUGACGGCUUAUUGGCUCGAGUGUGUUCCGUCAUCACACUGUGUUUGAAACACCAAGCACUGCCAGUACCAGUAACUAGCCCUGCAUCAUUUAACCUCAAUCCAAUUCUAAAAGGUACAAACACUUCUUGGCCCUGUCACGAUGACGAAGAAGAAGCUGCUAACUCAGAUUCGAAGACAAUCAAUUCUGAUUUAGAUGAGGAUGGUCCUGAUACAGAUGUUGAAGGAAUUGAUGAGUUUCCUGAUAUAGAGUUUGAUGAAACCGAAAUGAAACCCGAAGGAAGUGAAGAAACUUCCAAGGGACAAAUAAAAAGUGGAGACAGUUUACAAAGUGCCCUAUGGAUUAACCCAAAUGAGAGAGAUUUAGAAGACUUAAAAAAAUACUUUAUAUUUUUUAAAGAAUUUGGUUCCUAUAAUAAGCAAGUUAAAUUAGUCAAAAGUCGGUCUAAUUCACGUGGAUCGAUACUUGAGGAUUUCCUAGUCUCACAAAGUUCCAAUAGAAACGUUAUGUCUUCUCUUAAUUUAUCACUUACUACAAAUUUAGGAAACAUUGAAUAUGAAAAUUUUACUGGGCCUUCACAGUCGCCUUCUUUCCUACAAGGAUAUCAUAGAAUCCAUGAAAGUGCUUCAACGACAUCGUGUUCGUCUCUAAAAAUCCACAAAGAUAUUUCCAAGUUUUCUUCAUUCCCGUCAGUAUAUUGUACUAUAUCGUCUAGAGUAAAAAGUGUCAUUCCAUUCGUGAAAGUUGCGUAUCCUGAUAUGAUGGGAGGGCAAGGAACUAGCCAACCAGAACCUUUAAAUAAAAUGGAGAGAACUGCUUGCAGGAAUAAAUUGUUAUCAUGUGUAGACAGAGCAAUAAAUCCAGAAGCGUAUAUGAAUGAGGUUGUGUAUGAUUUAGAUUCAUUAAGCUCGACACCCAGUACUACUAACGCUGACUCUACAUCACAAAAAAGCUCCGAAAGCCUAUUCUUAACAAAUUUGGAUGAGCAAGAAAUUACUAAAGUUAACAGUUUCUCAUCACGGCUGAGCUUUGAAUCCAGAUUUGAGUCGGGAAAUCUACGUAAAGUUAUUCAGACAGGUCCAAGAGAGUACGAGCUGAUACUGAUGCCCGAUGUAAAUUCGACAAAACGUCACCAAUGGUUUUACUUCGAAGUGCGGAAUAUGCAACAAGGGCGUCCGUACAUAUUCAAUAUUGUGAAUUGUGAGAAAUCUGAUAGCCAGUUCAAUUUCGGCAUGAAGCCUGUUAUGUAUUCUGUGAAGGAAGCGGUUCUAGGAAGGCCCGGUUGGGUACGCGCUGGUUCUGACAUCUGCUACUACCGCAACAGCUACCACUACGCGAACCAGAAGAGCCACAACAAAUGCUACCUCACCGUCACCUUCAAUAUUGAGUUUCCGCACACUAAUGAUGUCUGCUAUCUUGCGUAUCAUUUUCCCUUUACCUAUUCGAUGAUGUUGACGCGCAUCUGGCACUGGAGUACCCAAAUGCCGGUCGGUUCGUACCUGCGCGUGGAACCACUGUGCUACUCGCUGAACAACAAUGAAGUACCGCUUCUGACAAUAUCUGCUGAAGAUUCACCAUCCAAUCCGAUAGUGGACCGCGAGAUAAUAUUCCUGACCGCGCGCGUGCACCCGGGCGAGAGCAACGCGUCGUGGGUGAUGGACGGCACGCUGGGCUGCCUGCUCGCGGACGCGCCGCCCGCCGCCGCGCUACGGGCCAAGUACGUGUUCAAGGUCGUGCCCAUGCUCAACGUGGAGGGGGUCGUUAACGGCUGCCAUCGGUGCGGCCUAACUAAUGAAGAUUUAAAUCGACGCUGGUGCAAACCCAGCCCUGUUUUGCAUCCUUCUAUCUACCACACAAAGGGCCUAAUUGAAUACUUGGUUCGAGUUUGGAAGAAGCCACCUCUCGUAUACUGCGACUACCACGGGCAUUCGCGAAAGAAGAAUGUAUUUUUUUACGGAUGCGCCGGCGCAGAGAGUUGGUGCAGCAACGACCGGCUUGUACAAGAUGAACCUGUUAAAUACCUUAUGUUGCCCGCGUUGAUGCACCGCAUAUCGCCCGCGUUCGCGCUGGGCUCGUGCUCGUUCCGCGUGGAGCGCGAGCGCGAGAGCACGGCGCGCGUCACCGUGUGGCGCCACCUCGGCGUCACCCGCUCAUACACCAUGGAGGCCUCCUUCUGCGGCUUCGACCGAGGACCAUUUAAGGGAUUCCAUCUGAACACGCAGCAUCUGCAGAACGUGGGCAGCGACUUCUGCGAGGCGCUCAACGGCCUCAACGAUAGCGCGACCAACGUCGACAUACAGCUCACUAAGGAUAUCAACGGAGAAAUAGCAGUGGACAGCGAGCCCGGCUCCGGAUCUGACAGCGUGCUAAAGACAGACUCUGAUGAAGACUUCGACUAGAAACCCCAUACAAUAGAUACAUGAAAUUAGAUUAAGCGCGAUACCAUUAUAGUAAACCUCAACAAAAUUCAUUCAUAUAAAUUCAUAGAAUUAAAUUCCCAUGUUCUGUAAUGAUAUCUAGAAAUGUUGUUUUAGUGAAAAAUCUGGAGGAAAAGUUACGAAUUGUUUUUAGCCGCAUUGCAUUGUAUUCGAGAGUCAACACACAGAUAAUGUAAUUGUCAAUUAGUAAUUAUUAGUAUUAUAACAUAUGCAAUUUAUUCACCGCAAUGUGUAUUCAAAGUUAUAUCUAGUUCAUAAUCAGGUUUCAAGGAGCGCGUGGCGUUUGUAUAUUAUAUAUUUUUUAGUAUUUUUACUUUGUUAAAUACUUACUUAAGUUGCGUUUUACAUAAAUUGUUUUGUGAUUGCAUAGGAUCGAACUGCAAUACUAUUGAUUUGGUGUGAUAUUUAUAAAUUAUUUAACUAAGUGGCUUGUGAUCUCAGUAACUAAUAAAUUAUAAAAUAUU
Molecule: messenger RNA, 4071 nt
Organism: Colias croceus (clouded yellow)
Lineage: Eukaryota; Metazoa; Arthropoda; Insecta; Lepidoptera; Pieridae
Product: cytosolic carboxypeptidase 1-like
Exons: 24
Coding region: 128-3568 (1146 amino acids)
Biological process (GO): protein side chain deglutamylation; C-terminal protein deglutamylation
Source: RefSeq, a predicted model, not a curated record